Molecule: messenger RNA, 2965 nt
Organism: Musca domestica (house fly)
Lineage: Eukaryota; Metazoa; Arthropoda; Insecta; Diptera; Muscidae
Product: glutamyl aminopeptidase-like
Exons: 10
Coding region: 167-2845 (892 amino acids)
Biological process (GO): proteolysis; peptide catabolic process
Cellular component (GO): cytoplasm
Molecular function (GO): metalloaminopeptidase activity; peptide binding; zinc ion binding
Source: RefSeq, a predicted model, not a curated record
UGGAGCAUUGUGUGUGUGUGUGGAUCACACAGUUUCUUUGUUUAUAAUCACCAAAUCGCCGGUAUAUCCCAUCCCAUUCUAACACUUGUUAGCCAGAUAACAAUUUGCAAGAAUAUUAAGUACCCAAUUCGCUGUUUUGAAGAUUAGUCGUCUUUUUUGCUCCACAAUGGCCACAUCAAAAGUAAAGCAUCUAUUAUCUUUUCGCCUGCCCAAGGAAUUACGCCCCCUUCACUAUCAACUAAGACUGCAGCCUGAUUUAGGGACGAAAAUUUUUUUGGGAAGUGUAACGCUACGAUUGGAAGUACAAAAACCCAUUUAUUUUAUACCCGUACACUCGAAACUACUUAACGUGGAAACUAAAAAUGUCCAACGACUAGACGGAGAUUUUCAACCGGUGCGUUGCUUAACCCCAUCCCUGACAUAUGAAUAUCCUGAAUUUGAAUAUUGGAUAACGGAAUUCCCUGAACCCUUGGAAGUUGGAUUCUAUUCCAUUGAUUUUGCAUUUAAUGGCUCUUUGGUGGAUCGCAUUGUAGGCUUCUAUCAAAGUUCCUACUUGGACGAGCAGCGUAAUGUGAAACGAUCCAUAGCCACCUCCAAAUUUGAGCCUACCUAUGCUCGGCAGGCAUUCCCAUGCUUUGACGAACCCAAUAUGAAAGCAAAGUUUUCAAUAACGCUAGUGAGACCAACCGGUGAUGGCUAUCACGCCCUUUCCAAUAUGAAUGUAGAGUGUGAGAAGGAUAUAGAGAACGAUUUAACCGAGGUACACUUUGCCGAAAGUGUACCCAUGAGCACCUAUUUAUCGUGUUUCAUUAUAUCCGAUUUUGCCCAUCAAGAAAAAACGGUUCGUGGCACAUUGCCGAAUGUGCCCGAUUUUCCAAUGCGUGUCUUCUCAACAGCCGCCCAAGUUGACAAAGUAAAUUAUGCCUUAAAUGUGGGUGUUGGCAUAACUGAGUAUUACAUUGAAUUCUUUAAUAUCUCGUAUCCUUUACCGAAACUUGACAUGGCUGCUAUACCAGAUUUUGUUUCGGGUGCAAUGGAACAUUGGGGAUUGGUGACAUACCGAGAAACAGCGCUACUCUACGAUAAGACCAUAAGUUCCAGUGCUAAUCAACAGCGUGUGGCAACAGUUGUGGCCCAUGAGUUGGCCCACAUGUGGUUUGGCAAUUUAGUUACAAUGAAAUGGUGGAACGAUUUAUGGUUAAAUGAAGGUUUUGCCACUCAUAUUCAAUACAAAGGUGUCAAUCAUGUCCAUCCUAAUUGGGAUAUGUCGGAUCAAUUCAUAAUUUCCGAAUUGCAUGGUGUAAUGAAAUUGGAUAGUACCCUCGCCUCACAUCCCAUUGUCCAGAAGGUGGAAAAUCCUGAUCAAAUAACAGAACUAUUUGAUAGCAUAACCUAUUCCAAAGGUGCCUCGGUCAUACGUAUGCUGGAAGAUUUAGUUGGAGCCGAUAAAUUUCGACAAGCUACCACUAAUUAUUUGAAUAAAAUGCGUUACUCCAAUGCUGAGACAAAUGAUUUCUUGAACGAAGUAGAAGCCUUAAAAUUCGACUUUGAUGUUAAACUUAUUAUGAGAACCUGGACGGAACAAAUGGGUCUACCUGUGGUCGAAGUUAAACGCCAGGGUGAUUCUUUUAUUCUGAGUCAAAAACGUUUCUUGGCCAAUCCCGAGGACUACAACGGGAAUUAUGAUGAUUCUCCAUUCAACUAUCGUUGGUCCAUACCCAUUACAUAUUUUACAAACGCAAAUUGUGAUGUUCAACGUACAAUAUUUAACUAUGAUGACAAAGAAGUUACUCUCAUCGUUCCCGAGGACAUUGAAUGGAUUAAAUUGAAUAAAAAUCAAGUUGGUUAUUACCUUGUAAAUUAUCCCACCGAUGUUUGGCAAGCCCUUAUCAAAACAUUAAUCUUUAGACGUGGCGACUUUUCCAAUGCUGAUCGGGCACAUUUGAUUAGUGAUGCAUUUGCAUUAGCUGAUGCUGGACAAUUGGAUUAUAAUAUUGCUUUGGAUUUGAGUAAAUAUUUGAGAAAAGAACUGGACUAUGUACCCUGGGUUGUGGGCGCUUCACGCCUCCGAAACAUAACCAAUUUAUUGUAUGCCACCGAUAUGUAUAGUAAAUUUGUAAAAUAUGCCCGCCUGAUAUUGAGAAAUGUUUGUCAAACUGUGACCUGGGAUGUUUGUGGCGAUCACUUGCAAAAUCUUUUGCGUGUUACGGUGCUAAGUUCCGCAUGCCAAUAUGGUGAUUCUGAGGCCUUGGAAGAAGCUGGCAAACGUUUCAAUGAAUGGCUGGCCAAUCACUCGCAGAGACCUCACCCCGAUAUUCGUUCAACUGUUUAUUAUUAUGGCAUGGCCAGUGUGGGCAAUGAACAGAGCUGGAAUCAAGUUUGGGAUAUUUUCAUUGGCGAAACUGAUGCCCAGGAGAAAGCCAAACUCAUGGAGGCAUUGGCUGCCAUUAAACAACCUUGGCUGUUGCAACGUUACAUCAACUUGGCUUGGGAUGAAAACAAUGUUCGAGGCCAAGAUUAUUUUACUUGCCUUCAGUAUAUUUCGGCAAAUCCCAUUGGCCAACCUUUGGUCUGGGAUUAUGUACGUGAAAAUUGGCCGGGGCUGGUCAAGCGUUUUGGCAUAAAUGAACGUUAUUUGGGUCGCAUGAUUCCAGCAAUAACCUCCAGUUUUGCCACCCAAACUAAAUUAGAAGAAAUGGAAAGUUUCUUUAAAAAGUAUCCUGAUGCUGGCGCUGGUACUGCUGCACGCAAACAAGCUUUGGAAACGGUUAAGAAUAACAUCAAAUGGUUGAAAGAUAAUCAAGAACCAAUACGCAAGUGGUUGGAUUCUCAGCCAGAUUUGUAAAUUGGGCGGUUAAAUUAUUAUAAAUAAUUUGCAUAACAGACUGGUACCGGAUUGAUGAAAUGUGUUAUAAAUCAUUUUAAAUGUGUAAUUUUGUAAUAAAAAGUAUUUUUAAAAAGAAAA